This is a messenger RNA of Malassezia pachydermatis, 2586 nucleotides long. Its product is annotated as dna topoisomerase i. The coding region runs from base 1 to 2586 and encodes 861 amino acids. The record is from RefSeq and is a predicted model, not a curated record. Gene Ontology annotation, molecular function: DNA binding; DNA topoisomerase type I (single strand cut, ATP-independent) activity. The transcript is spliced from 2 exons. Gene Ontology annotation, cellular component: nucleolus; chromosome. Gene Ontology annotation, biological process: DNA replication; chromosome segregation; DNA topological change. Lineage: Eukaryota; Fungi; Basidiomycota; Malasseziomycetes; Malasseziales; Malasseziaceae.
AUGGAAAAGAGGGCACAAAGAUUCAAAGAGGAAGAAGAGUCGGAUGACGACAUGCCGCUGAGCGUGCAAGUCAAAGCCUCCGACUCGGAUUCUGACUCGGACGUGCCCAUGUCCCAGCAAGCGGCAAGUUCACGGCGGACACGUCCUGUAAACUAUAAUGAAAGUGAGGACGAAGAAGACGAGGAAGAGGAUGAAGACGACGAGGACGAGGACGAUGAUAAGCCCUUGGCCGGCACGAAGCGCAAGCGUACGUCCAAAGCCAAGUCGUCAGAGCAGCAGACCAAAGCGGAUAUUGAGGGCGGGGGUGAGCCACGGUGGGUGACAUUGAUCCACAAGGGCCCCAAAUUCCCUGAGCCAUAUUCCCCCCUACCCAAAGAAAUUAAAUUGAAGUACGACGGUCAUCCUGUCCCUUUGCCGCCGGAAUCGGAAGAGGUGGCCAUGUUCUACGCUGUUAAGCUUGAAACCCAACAUGCUACGAAUCCGAUCUUUAACAAGAACUUCUUCGAAGAUUUCCAAAUGUACCUGAAAAAAUAUCCACCUCUGGACGGUACGCGAAUCAAUAAAUUUGAGAAGCUGGACUUUCGGGAUAUGUACAACUACUGGAAAUCGCUCAAAGAUGCAGAGGCAGAGAGAAAGAAAAGUAUGGCUCCAUCUGCACGCAAAGCCGAGAUUGCAGCACGGAAAGCCAUCGAAAACGAAUACAAAUCGUGCCUCGUGGAUGGUGUAGAGCAAAAAGCCGGCAAUGUUACCGUGGAGCCACCAGGUCUGUUCUUGGGGCGUGGUGCGCAUCCCAAAGCCGGUCGUGUCAAAACACGUAUUUUGCCAGAGCAGAUCACCAUCAACCACAGUGCGGACCACCCUCCGCCAGCUCCGCCGGCGGGGCACAAGUGGGGAGAGGUUGUGGAAAGAAAGGAUGUCACUUGGCUCGCGCUCUGGCGUGAAAAUAUCAACGGCAGUUUUAAGUAUGUGUUCUUGGAUGCCUCGAGUACCUUUAAGACCGAAUCCGAUCGCGAAAAGUUCGAAAAGGCGCGUCGUCUGGAUGCGUGCGUAAAGCAGGUCCGUGCGGAUGUAUUGAAAAAUCUCAAGUCCAAAGACCGUGUUGAGCAGAUGGUUGCUACUAUCGUCUGGCUUAUUGAUAACUUCUCGUUACGUGCCGGUAACGAAAAAGGCGAGGACGAGGCGGAGACAUUUGGCGUGUGCUCUCUGCGAUGUGGGCAUGCGACGCUCGUCCCGCCCAAUAAGCUGAACCUGUCUUUCCUUGGUAAGGACUCGAUGAAGUUCGAUGAGACAUUGACGAUUUCCAACCAUGAUGUCUACAAAAAUAUCGGCACAUUCCUUACCACGGACGGCACCAAAGUGAAUGGCCGUCUCAUGAAAAAAGGGCCUGAUGAUCCUAUAUUUGCUGCGCCGAAAGUGCGCGGUGACAAACUCACUCCGCUCGCGCCCGAUGUGGUGAAUCAGUUUCUGGGCACAUACAUGAAAGGCCUCAGUGCCAAGGUUUUCCGUACAUACAAUGCCUCUGCCACCUUCCAGGGACUGCUCGACCAAACUGAGGAGUGGCUGGUUUCUCGGCCUACGCCGCAAGAACGUGAGAUCAAUCCAGCCAAUUUGCGCAUCGCCUACAAUGAAGCGAAUCGGCAAGUGGCCAUUCUAUGCAACCAUCAAAAGACGGUGAAUCACAUCACGCUGAACAAGUCAUUGGAACGCACGCGCGAGAAAAUUUUUGCGCUCAAGUAUGACAUUAUGAAGGAGCAACAAAAGCUACUUACCUUCCACAAGGCAUCUGAUUUGAAGAAAGAAUACCUUCCCAAGGAUCACGACUUUGCAAAGCACUGGGCCUUGAUCCUGACUGAGCCAGAUCUCGACAAAUCCCGGAUCCAAGAGCAUGAAGAGGCUUUGAUCACUGCCAAGAAAGCCCGUCUUCAAGCAGCAUUUGACCGCCAAGAGUCAGAACGUUUGUAUCAAGAAGAACAACGCAAGGCUGCUCAAGGUAAAGUGAAGAAAGAGGAGGUCGCCGAUAUCAAGCCCAGCAAAAUUGCGACCAAAGCCGACUUGCACGCGGAGCUGAAAAAGCUCGAUGCACAGCUGCAAGUGCUAGAGCGCGAACGUAAGAAGAACAAAAGUGAGGCAGCUUCCUGCAAUGUGGCUUCCUGUGCACGACGUAUUCUGGGCAAGUACGAAGCCAUUAAAAAGCAAGAAGCCGAGUUGUUAAACAAAAACAAUACGAGCGAUGUCUCGCUAGGUACCUCGAAGAUGAACUACAUUGAUCCACGCAUUACUGUUGCCUGGCUGAAAAAAUGGGAUAUGCGCCUUCAAUCACAACAGCCUGCCAAGCCUCCCAAAGGGAAGGGUGCGGAGAAAAAUGGCAAGGUCAAGAAGGAAGGGCCUGUGGACCCUGCCACGAGUGAAAAGAUGGAGUUGAACUUGCAAGUAAUGAACAUUGGCCAGUUCUUCCCGAUGACACUGCAAAAGAAGUUUAAAUGGGCAUCGUUUGAUGACGAUGGAAAGCCUCUUCCUGCCAAGUGGUCAUUUGUGAAGGAUGCACAGAAGAAAAUGCGCAAACUAGGUAGUGCAGAGAGGAACUAA